This is a messenger RNA of Cydia strobilella, 375 nucleotides long. RefSeq lists its product as uncharacterized. The record is from RefSeq and is a predicted model, not a curated record. Lineage: Eukaryota; Metazoa; Arthropoda; Insecta; Lepidoptera; Tortricidae. Bases 1 to 375 code for a protein of 124 amino acids. The transcript has 3 exons.
AUGUCAGUUUUGACACUAGAGGGCAAAGGCGUGUGGGGAGGGCGCGCGCGCGGCGGCGGCGCGGCGCGGCCCGGCUGGCGGCGGCGCGAGCUGGACCAACCGCGCAGGCCCAUGGAGAUGCUAACCAGCCUCUACGCUCUGCUGUCGGGCGGGCAAGGUGUGAACCCUAAGAUCGACUCGAUUGCCUUCCGGCUGCACUGCGGCGCGACGACGGCAGCCCUGCUGGCCGCCAGCGCGGCUCUCACCACGCGCCACCUGGUUGGGAACCCUAUUGACUGCAUACACACAAGGUUAGUGCUUAGUGCACCAUCUAUGCAUCUAGCGAGUGACAACCCUAGCAACAAGCGCGGCUCUCACUAUACGUCACCUCUUUGA